Molecule: messenger RNA, 780 nt
Organism: Rotaria sp. Silwood1
Lineage: Eukaryota; Metazoa; Rotifera; Eurotatoria; Philodinida; Philodinidae
Source: the annotation of a GenBank genome assembly
AUGGUUAGACGAAGAAAUAUUCAUUUUUUACAAAAAUGUUUAAUAAAAAUAUGUAUGUUGACAUUUUUAAUGAUGAUUGGUAUAAUACUCAUUGAUAAAAGAGAUCGGUCAUUUAAAAAGUUAACUGUUGUUAAAUUAACAUCGAAUUUCGACGAAGCAGUGAAAUUGAUAUCUCGUCUUCGUUCUAAUUAUUCAUCUAUCCAUGGUCUACGUUAUCGAUCUAUGAUUUGUACGAUAGUUAGAAAUGAUCAUUAUAUUGCAGAAUUUCUAUUACGACAUAUUAUAAGUGGCUUUUCUCACAUUGUUGUUUAUGACAAUAAUAGGAUUUCGGCUGGUUAUGAUAGUAAUAUAAGCGCUGUAUUAGAACCGUUCAUUGCAGCUGGAGUAGUAACACACGUUCCGUGGCAACAGAACACUACAGAAUUAUUUCUAUUCGAAUACCAAGAGAUUCAAGCCCAUGAGUGUAUCAAUAAAUAUGGAAUACAUGCAGAUUGGGUGGCAUAUUUUGAUAUUGAUGAAUAUUUUUACUUUGAAAAACAAAAUGUUUCAGUGAAUACACUUAAUGAUCUUCUUGUAGAACUUGAACAAUAUCCUUUAUGCGCAAUUCGUAUUCGUUGGACAUAUAUGUAUGGAGAAGGUACAAUGUUGAGACCAAAUCGUCCAUUAUUUGAAUCAUAUCCUCGUAUAUGUAAAGCAGCAUUACAAACAAAAGUUUUAGGCAGAGCAAAUAAUACAAUCUUUCAUAUUCCUCAUGAAGCAUUCUGCAAAAAAUACAAGUAA